Pundamilia nyererei is the source of this 3483-nucleotide messenger RNA. RefSeq names its product sp2 transcription factor (gene sp2). The transcript has 9 exons. Gene Ontology annotation, biological process: regulation of transcription by RNA polymerase II. The record is from RefSeq and is a predicted model, not a curated record. Gene Ontology annotation, molecular function: DNA-binding transcription factor activity, RNA polymerase II-specific; RNA polymerase II cis-regulatory region sequence-specific DNA binding. Bases 172 to 2073 code for a protein of 633 amino acids. Lineage: Eukaryota; Metazoa; Chordata; Actinopteri; Cichliformes; Cichlidae.
GAAAUAUGACGUCGGGAUUGGCUCAGGUGGACUUCGGUCACAAAGACAGCUAAAGGUAGUUGGUCGGGGUAGACGUCAAUUAACUCUCUAUUGUCCGUGGAUUGGUGCAACAGCGCGGGCGGAUUCCUCCAUGGGUUCGGUCUGCAAGGCUCGCGGAGAGCGAAUGUCGUCAUGAGCGAACAACAGGACAGUAUGGCUACCACUGUCGCUGUCAGUCCCAGCGAAUACCUUCAGCCCUCCUCUGCUUCAACACAACUUGAUGAUCACACAUUUGGACCAAAGAGGGGCACAAAGGCAUCGCAGGACACUCAGCCCUCUCCUUUGGCUCUGCUGGCUGCCACCUGCAGUAAAAUCGGCCCUCCUGCUGCUCAGGCUCCUGUCACCUCUCCGCCAGCGCAGCCACAACCUCGCCGGCUCCUUCCUAUAAAGCCAGCUCCAAUAGCGCCAGCUCCACCGAAAAACCUUGGUUUCCUUUCAACAAAGGGCAAUGUGAUCCAGCUACCUGCUGGCCUGGGCUCCACAGCUCCUGGCAGCCCCAUCGUCCUUACUAUCCAGCAGAGUCCUGCUUGUACCGGCACCUCGGCCACUCCUGGCAUCCAGUAUCAGGUGGUGCCGCAGAUCCAGGGUGCACAAACCAUUCAAGUGAUGCCACAGGGAGGUCAGAUCCAGCUCAUACCCGGUACCAACCAGGCCAUCAUUACCACUCCCAUGACCAUGCCGGCUCCGGCUGCAGCCACUGCUCCUGUCACGCCACAGAAGACCGUAGCCAUCAAGCCCUCCCUCAAGGUGCGGAAGCCAAACAAUACAGCUACAAACGUUGUGCAGCUGCCCAGUGGACUUACAAUUCCCCUCAACGUGGCUACAGGGGAAGUGGGUGGGACACAAAUCAUCACAGAGACAGCUGCAGCCCCUCCCACUCCUGGAAAGGCACGACGAGGGAGGAAAAAAAAGGCAGUACUGGCUGCUGAGCCUCCACCGCCGCCUCCAGCACAGGCUGCCUCUCCAACCCCAGAGCAGAUGGAGACCAUCCUAAUAGAAGCUGGUGAUAACAUCAUACAGGCAGGGAACAAUUUACUGAUUGUGCAAAGUCCUGGGCAACCUGCUAUGGUGCAACAGGUCCAGCUGGUCCAGCCCAAACCAGAUUCUCAGAUGGUUCAGAUCCCACAACAGGCUUUGAAGGUGGUACAGGCUGCCUCUGCUACGUUGCCACCCGUCCCGCAGAGACAGUCUGUCUCCUCGAAUCUGCAGGUCACUCCAACAGAAACAUCACCAACACAGAUUCUCUUUAAAACAGCAUCAGGUGAAUGGCAAUCGGUUCAGCUUCAGGACUCCAUGACAACAACAACCCCUGCCACCACAGUUGCCCCUACCACCACUGUCGCACCACCAGCUGGCUCCAAGAGAACACAAGCUACCGGAGGACGAAAGGAGCGGACCUUGGCAAAAAUUGCCCCUGCAGGUGGAAUGAUACAAUUGAACACAUCGCAGCUCACCUCAGCAGCACAAGCAGUGCAGACCAUCAGCAUCAACGGGGUCCAAGUUCAGGGAGUUCCUGUUACCAUCACCAAUGCAGGCGGUGAGCUGAUGCUAGAUGCUUUGGGCCAGCAGCACCUAACGGUGCAGACCAUGCAGGGUGGAGGGCUCCAGCUGGCCGCAGCACAGGGCCAGCCUGCUAUUCAGGUAGACCAGACCCUCACCCUGGAGUUGCCUGGCCAGCCAGGAGAAAAGAAACGACGCAUGGCCUGCACUUGCCCCAACUGCAAAGAUGCAGACAAGAGACCCAGUGAGGUGGGAAAGAGGAAACACAUCUGCCACGUCCCUGGCUGUGAAAAGACUUUUAGGAAAACAUCUCUGCUCAGAGCUCAUGUCCGGCUGCACACUGGUGAAAGACCCUUCGUCUGCAACUGGGUUUUCUGUGGGAAACGUUUCACGCGCAGUGACGAGCUGCAGAGGCACGCCAGGACGCACACAGGAGACAAGCGCUUUGAGUGCAGCCAGUGUCAGAAACGCUUCAUGCGGAGCGACCACCUGACAAAGCAUUACAAGACUCACAUAAACACCAAGAACUUGUGAGCAGAUGGUAUACAGAUACAAAAACUCAGAAAGUAACUGUGUUACAGGAAGGAUGGGCAGUGGAGAUGAGACCAAGGGAUUGUGCUUGUGACUUAUCCCACAAUGGGAAACUCUCCAGAAUGAAAUGCUUGAUUCCCUGUCACUCUUCAAGGACACUGUGUAGCGUGGUGUACAAAGGAACCCUUCCUGGUGGACUUCAAACUUUCAGCAAAUUUAUUGACCAUUUUUUAAACAUUUCUUUUCCCCAUUUGGUCUGAACACGUGGACAGAUUACUGUGACUGAAUUUGUAAGGUAAAAAUGCUUUAGAUUUAAAUGCUUAACUCUGCUAGAUUAUUUAUGAACUCCUCUACUUCUCUGGUGGAAGAACAUAUACAGAUUUUUCUUAUUUUUUACUUGUAGAAAACCCAACAUCAUCAGUCUCUUUUAUGUUGUUUUUUCUUCUACCACAAAAACCUUCAUACUCUUUAUUACAGAAUAUUAAGAAAUUUCAGAAAUUGAGGGUGAGCCCCCCCCCCCCAGUAAUGUAAAAAUAAAUCACAAAAAAACAAACAGACCACAAUUAAGGAAGUGCUGGAGCUAUAACAGUAUAUCAUUUCUGUGAGCUCUGGUAGGUCCCUGGUUACCAGUAGUGAUCUAAAUACAGCAAUAUGAUGCGAUCUGCAAAGUUGGCUAAUGUUGGGAAUUGUGUUGGGAAAUCGAUUGUUUAAAUUUAAGGAAGGGUAAUUAAUUAGAAAAUAUAAUACUCCAAGAAUUAGUCCUUGUGGAACACCAAAGCAAAGAGGAUGGAGUUUUGUAAACCAUGAAACGGAUAAAGGAAAAGCAGAAUCUAACCUCUUUAAGCCACAAAGAGGAAGCUGUUGCUAAAGAUGUGGAGGAAACAUAUUAAGUAUCUUAAAAUUCAACAAUGAAAAUUUACACACUGCUCAUGGUGGCUCCAGGUGUUUCCUCUGUUGAGUUGAGACAGUUGGUGCUCUUUUAUCAUGAGUUGUGUGUAAUAGAUGAAAUGUUUGAGACUGUACCAUUGUUCUUUUCAAGUUUAUCAGGAAAAUGUCUGAUAGUUAUGUAUUUAUACUACCUAAAAUUCUCUACCUUUACACAGGCACUGCAAGAAGUUUCAAAUAUCAGGAAAAUUAAAUAAAAUUGUUAAAGGCUUGUGAGAUGGCCCAGAAAUGCAUAGAAAGACUUGUGCUGAUGAGCUAAGUUUUACUGAGUUUAGACGCUAAAGAUUUAAUUUGGUGAAAUAUUAGCAGUAAGAAGAGUUGAUAACUCAAAUGCAAAACAUGCUCUUGCAUCUGUGGUCCACACUUUGUUUCUACAUAGUUGGUUAUUUACCAUGUAUAACAAGACAUGUACACUUACUUCUAGGGCUGUGUAUCAGAUUGCCAUUUAUUUUUGUAUAGCUCCUGAAG